AUGGACGCAUCGACCCCUGUAUGUCCGAUGAUCGCCCCAAUGCACUCUCUCAUAUCGCCCCCUGCGCUAAAUUGCGGUCACCACAGUCUAUCUAUCCAUCCUCUCUCGCUACCGUUCUUCUGCUCCUGCCCCCCGCACCCGGCCACACAUCUCGCCUGCAUUGUGUUUCACUACACAGCCUUCGCGGGCUUCCUUGGUCCCUCACAACGCCCGCUCGCACUUCCCGUUACUAUCACCUCCACGGUCUGUCCGAUCGGCGCGCUUCCUGUCCCCCUAUCCAUACAUCACACGUCCGGUUCAGUCGACCUAGAACAAGAAUCUAAGCAUCUGGCCGACUUUAGCAAGCAACCAGACAAUGGCACUCACGAUGACAAUGACAAUGAUGAUGAAGGUCUAAGGCCCUCAGGCUCUGGAGGUGCUUCUUCAGCUAGACAGGCUAGUGGAUCUUCCAGAGGGAUUAUGAGAGGCAAUGCAGGUAUGAGUGGAAGAAAUAAGGGUGGUACAGGAUUUAAUAGUAGUUUUAGUAAAUACUUUUGCCUGUAA
Messenger RNA from Fomitiporia mediterranea MF3/22, 543 nucleotides. RefSeq lists its product as uncharacterized. The transcript has 2 exons. Bases 1 to 543 code for a protein of 180 amino acids. The record is from RefSeq and is a predicted model, not a curated record. Lineage: Eukaryota; Fungi; Basidiomycota; Agaricomycetes; Hymenochaetales; Hymenochaetaceae.